This is a messenger RNA of Ogataea polymorpha, 4107 nucleotides long. RefSeq lists its product as uncharacterized. Bases 110 to 1852 code for a protein of 580 amino acids. The transcript has a single exon. Gene Ontology annotation, molecular function: nucleic acid binding; ATP binding. NCBI's taxonomy places the organism in Eukaryota, Fungi, Ascomycota, Pichiomycetes, Pichiales, Pichiaceae. The record is from RefSeq and is a predicted model, not a curated record. Gene Ontology annotation, cellular component: mitochondrion.
UCUAGUCAUGCUAAGAUAAUUACGUACUUUUGGUAUUUUCUAAAGUCGAUCGACCCUGUAGAGGAAAAAUUUUCGCUCCCUGAAAAUUUUAUCUCAGGAGGAUAUUUCAAUGUUUGUUCUUCCUAAGCCGUUGCUUGUCGUGAAGGCUACUUUAGGCAUCCCUGCCGUUAGGAGAGCUGCUGCUUUUUAUAGCACCGAAGGUCUGAACCUUCAGGUUGACCAAACUGACCUUCACUUGAAAAUUCAGGAUGCUUUCACAAAGGUCGCUAGUGAAACCCUCACUGAAGUCCAAGGAAGAGUGAUCCCAGAGAUGCUCACUACCAGUAAUGGUGUGUUAGUGAGAGCAAAAACUGGGACUGGUAAAACCUACGCGUUUGGCCUCCCUGUGAUCAACGAGUGGUUGAGUGACAAAAAUUUUGGGAAGCAGGACAGUGUUCACACGGUGGUGAUCAACCCUACUAGAGACCUUGCUUUCCAAACCCAAAGGGCUCUGGAUAAGGUUUGGAAGGUUUCUGCCCCUAGAAACAACCGCCGAGGCAUCGAUUUGUGCGUUGGGCAGAUGAAGUAUGAUCAAAUUAGAAGGGGAGUUAAUGGAAGAUUCAAAUCUGCGGCCUUAGUGGCAACACCAGGAAGAUUGCUUGACAUGUUGGAGUCUGAUGAAUCAUUUGCAAAAUCAUUCAAAGAUUUGAGACAUUUUGUUAUUGAUGAGGCUGACGUUCUUUGCGCUCAUGAUUUUAAGGAAGCUCUCUUGGCUGUCGUUAGCCGGUUCAAAGAGAAUCAUCAAGAUCCUAGCUUGCUUAAAGUGACCAUGUUUUCUGCCACCAUGGACUCGAACACGAAAGAACUUGCCCGCAAACUGAUGGGCGAGAAUUACAAAUAUAUUGAUGUGAGUUCUGGCCCAGAAGUGACGGACAGUGUCCAACAGUCACUUGUGACCACAAAUAGCCUUUUUGAAAGCUUUGCCGUUGCCUUGAAAUUGUUGAUUGAAAAAUUAGAUGCCACCAACGGUAAGGUUAUUGUGUUCAUGCCGAACAUUAAGACCACGGAUUUCUUCUAUUGUUUGGCUAAAGAGGUCAUCGACGAAUACUAUGGUAGAAAAGCCGAGGUCUACACACUGCACGGCGAUUUGAGUCAGGGUGCUCGCAACAGAAACCAGGUCAGAUUCAGAAAUGCUAGAAAGGGAGUUUUGGUCUCGUCUAACGUCGGUGCUAGAGGUAUGGAUUUCCCUGGUGUCAACUGUGUGAUUCAGUUGGGAGUGCAAUAUGAAACAGCUUCGCAUACUCACAGGGUGGGUAGAACAGGAAGAGCCGGAUCUACAGGAGAGUCUAUCUCCGUAUUGACCGAGCAUGAAAUGUUUUAUGCUGAAAGAUUAAAGGAAGAAGGUCACGAGUUUGAGAUUUUGGAAAAACCUGAGAUUACUCCCGAUUUCGAAAAGCAAAUGAUAAGCGCUUUGAGAGACAUUCCAUCUGAUAUGAACCAGAUGAUCACGUCGCUUUUAGGGUCUUAUGGGUCUGUGCCUCGGAUAGAGAAAGAUGGUGAUCCGAAAAGUCUUGCUCUUGAUUGUGGUGAUCUUUAUCAAAAAUUUAUGGGUGAAGGUAAUCUGCCUUCUGUCAAAGCUGUCGAUCUUGAUAGAUUUAGAGUUUCAUCUCGUGAUGCCGAAGGUGUUUUCAACGUGAGAGGGAAUUUGAGAAAGGGAUUCAAUUCUGGAGGAUACAACAACAGGGGACAAAGGAACUUUGGAGACAGAAAUGAGGGAUCAUACAAACAAAGAAGAUUUGGUAAUGGGUACGGAGGUAACUUCGAAAGAAAGAAUUAUGGGAAUCGCCGUUGGGACAGAAACAAUAAGUUUUAGAAAAGAGUUGCAUGCGCUUCAAACUUGCUGUAAAUUUUAGUUCUUCAAUACUGUAUAUAUGCGUCGCAAAUGAUAUUGAUAUUAUGAUGCGCUUGAAUGACUAACGAUGUCCUGUAGCAUUCGGGAUAUCGGCGCAAUUCUUCUUGUUUCUCUUUGGAGGCGGCCUGAAUUUUAUGCAGGAUCUUUUCAACUAGUAAAUUGGUAUUUUUUUUAUAUGGAGCACCUUCGCUCAUGCCAUUAAUCAUCGGCAGUAUUUUGCUGAGAUCUUUCUCUUGCAGCGUUGCCAGAGCAAUUUCAGUUCGGAACGACAUUUCAUUUGACGUUAGAGUGUACUCACCGUAGUAGUUGUGCUUCUUGAGGAAUUCUGACUGUUCACCUUUGAGCAAUUUCAAAAUGUAAGGUGUUAUAUCAAGGCUGUUCCAUGGAUUACAACAAGGGGGUAGCAUGAAUCCAUAUUCGCAGAGAAGAAACUCGUCACUGUGUGCUCCAUAGCUAAAAAAUAUUUGGUCUCCAUUGCCAUAUGGACGGGACCCGGACGUCACCUGAAAUCCUUUGGUAGAAGAGAUACUAACGGAGCAAUGAUCCUCAGGUGCGUGGUUGAUGAAAUCAACAAAAGGAACAAGUGUAAAAUUAUCCUCCAGCUGUUUGUCCAAUAUUUCUGGUAGUUCCAUAUAUAGGCAUCUCGAAUUGCAGCAAACCCAAGCCCAUAAAAAAUCAUCUUGGGGGACAAGACUUGUACCGUCCAAGCCAGCAACCAAAAGAAACUCUUGAACAGCAUUGUAGUCGCUGAGGAAUUUUUCCUGUUGGGCUUUAGAGUGCUCUUUUAUAGAAUUUGGUAGCAAAUCGAAUAUUGGGUCAUUUUGAAGAGCCCAUAUCAUAGGCAUCCCAUCAAGCUCUGAUAUCGACGGGAGCACGUCAAUGAAGGGUUUCCAAUAAGAUUCUGGUUUUUGUUUUUCCAGAACGAGGUAGAGUGAAACAAGCUGAAAGGACGAUAACUGCAGCAGUUUGGAUAAUUCGAAAUUGGCAUAAAUUGGAUCAAUCGGCCCCUCAGGAACAUAGAUGUAGUUCGUACUGUUGAUGGGAGAAUCCCAGUUUGCGCUUUUCUCUAGAUGUUUGAGUAUUGUCACGUAGUUCAAUAAAUAAGAGUGCGGCACGGUUAUCAGUGGCUCGUUUUUGGCUAUCUUGCUGUUCGCUACAAGCGACCGACCCGUCACAUCGACUUUAUUGACAUGGAGUUUUGAGGAUAUGAGGGCUGCAGGACGCUGUGAGUCGCCCUCAAGCCAGUGGACCAAUUUCUUUAAUGGAUCCAUGAAAAAUAAAAAAAUAAUUAUGCUUGUUCUAGGACUAACCGGAGGUAUAGCCAGCGGAAAAUCCACCGUGUCCAAACGCUUGCAAGAAGAGUAUCACAUAACUGUCAUCGAUGCCGACGAGAUUGCUCACCAAAUAGUGGAGCCUGGACGGCCUGCGUAUAAGAAAAUAGUGCGAUAUUUUGGUGAUAAGAUUACUGACCUAAUUUUGCCCGAUGGCACCUUGAAUAGACCUGCUCUUGGAGCUUAUGUGUUUCAAAAUAAAGGCGAAUUGCAAAUUCUCAACAAGAUCACACAUGGCCAAGUGCGCAAAGAAAUGCUGUGGCUGAUGCUGUGCAGCUGGCUUAAAUUGGAGUCAAUCGUGGUUCUUGACGUGCCGUUGCUUUUCGAAGCAGGCAUGGAUAUUAUUUGUGGCAUGGUAGUAAGUGUGGUUUGCGAACCAAAGAUACAAUUGCAAAGGCUGAUGGAGCGUAAUCCGGAACUCAGCCGUGCGGAGUGUGAAAAAAGAAUUGCAAGCCAGAUGUCGAACGAUGACAAGAUCAAGCGAUCAGAUUACGUACUAGACAAUAACAAUAGUGUUGAGGAGCUUAACCAGAAGAUUGAUAGCGUGAUACGCAAAGUGCAGCCUUCUUUGUGGGUCACGCUGCUAGAGUAUAUCCCAUUUAUUGGGGCGUUGUUUGCAAUUAAAAGUGUUGCACGAAGAUGGUGGAAAAACUACGAGGUCCGCCGGCAGUCAAAGACUGACUGAUUAGAAGCAUCAGCCAGCGUACAGGGCGGCAGCUAAUUUGUCCCACAAAAAAUAAAUGACAGCUGUCGACAGAAAAAUCUUUUGUCGACGCCUGUCGAUUAAAUUCUCUGUUGGGCAGCAUCCCAACAAAUCGACGGGGCGGUUUUAUUAGUGGCUUGAUCUCAAUUUUUUUUUUAAUAUAAGUACAUAUUCACUAGUAC